This is a messenger RNA of Cephus cinctus (wheat stem sawfly), 898 nucleotides long. RefSeq names its product vacuolar protein-sorting-associated protein 25 (gene Vps25). Bases 281 to 778 code for a protein of 165 amino acids. Lineage: Eukaryota; Metazoa; Arthropoda; Insecta; Hymenoptera; Cephidae. The record is from RefSeq and is a predicted model, not a curated record. The transcript has 4 exons. Gene Ontology annotation, cellular component: ESCRT II complex. Gene Ontology annotation, molecular function: structural molecule activity; protein homodimerization activity. Gene Ontology annotation, biological process: protein transport to vacuole involved in ubiquitin-dependent protein catabolic process via the multivesicular body sorting pathway.
GCCAAUCGUGUGUUGAAGUGAAAAGAAGACAAGCACAGUAAUUAAUUAACAGCUAUCCACAUUUCGUAAUUUCACCAUAGUGAAAAAUACGCAUUCGAACUUGUAGCAGUAAAUUUCAGAACAUACCUUAUGCUGGAAAAUGUGAACUUCUGAAUGCAGUAAAUAGUGGUUGACAGGGGUAAAUGAGUAUUGGUUUGAAAGGUUAUUGUCGAAAAAAAUUACAUCACUAUGACAGAAAUUAAUUGGCCAUGGCAAUAUAGUUUUCCUCCAUUUUUCACGUAUGUGUGGAUAUGAAUUUUGCCUUCAACCACAUGCAGAAACAAAGGCAAAACAAUUGGCUGCAUGGAAGAGUUUAACUUUGGAGUAUUACCGUAUUACGAAUCAAGCUAUUGUGGAUAUUAGGGAGGUGCAUUCGAGUCCACUUUUCAACAAUGUAUCAAUCAACAGAAAAUUGUCAUCUGACAUGGUUCUUGUGAUUAUGGAAGAAUUGGAAAAUUCAGGAUAUGCUUGUGCUUUAGAUAAAUCUCGACAGAGGUGGCUCGUCUAUUGGCAUACGCUACAGGAAUGGGGUGAAAUAAUAUAUAAUUGGGUUCGAGACAAUGGCUUUAUAGGAUCAGUUUGCACUACAUUUGAAUUAACAGAUGGAGAAAAUACAACUGAUCAAGAAUUCCAUGGGCUUGAUCCAGAAGUUCUUGUUAGAGCACUUAGAACCUUAGAGAGUUCUAACCGAGCAGAGUUGAUAAUGUUUGAUGACAAUCAAGGUGUUAAAUUCUUUUAAAUUUUAUAAUUUGUAUAAUUAAAUGGAAUAUAUAAGAUUAUUUUAUGCAUAUCUAAUUUUAAAAACAUAAUAGAGAUAUUCACUGACCAUUCCAAUGUAUUAAAGUGGCAUUUCUAUUAA